AUGGCCUUCCAGCCAAGAGCCCCAGAGAGCUGCCUCGCACCGAAGACCGCAGACCACGAGGCUUUCCUCAAAACCUUGCAAGCCGCGCUCGAUGAGGCCAUUCAGAAGCGACAACGCAUCGAGAUCGAUCUAGGAACUUCGGCUGAUAAAGCCAAUCUUGCAGAGAAGGCGAAGUAUUACGAGCAAAGAAUCGAGAAAUUAAAGGACUGGAUGUCGUUCGGACCGAAGACUGCCGACCUCGCAGAUGUGAAGCAAGAGGGUGCAGCUGACAGGAUGGCCAGGGCGAUCGAGAUAACAGAUCUUCGGCAGAAACUCGCAGCUGAGAAGGAAGCGAACCAGGCAAUCGUUUACAGGUCUGAACGGCAUCGGCUAGAAGUGAGCAUGUUGAGGGACACCUUGCAAGUCAAGACCGCCGAAGGCGAGCGUCACCAAGAGAAUGCCCGUUUGCUGGAGAAUGCCUCACAGGACAUGCAUACGAAGAUACAGGAGCAGCAGGCAGAACUCCAGCACCAAAAGGAUGAAAUUGAGGCGCAGAAAGCACAAUUGGCUGAGGCAGGUAAGCAGGCCUGGGAAUGGGAAUGCAAAUACCGAGAGGUUGUUCGCCCCGAGGAGGAAGCCCGCUACAUGGAGAAUGCGCCUCAGUAUACACGUGGGAACAUACAGCCGCUCCAAGCAGAACUCCAGCGCCAAAAGGAUGAACUUAAGGCGCAGAAAGCACAACUGGCUGCAGCGAACAAGCUGGCCUGGCAAAUGGAAUGCAAAUACCGAGAGGCGGCUGAUGCUCUGUCCAGCGAGCGCGAGCACGCUAAAGUCAACUACAACGUUCUAUGGACCAAGAUCAGAGGGCUUGAGGUCGAGAAUCACAAAGUCACUGAGAAAGCCAGCACCACAGAGAAGUCUCUGUCUGCGAAGGCCACUAGUUUCGAGGUCGCGGUUAUCAAGGCCUCCGGCAAAGCUGAAGACCUGGGAAGGGAGCUCGAGGAAGUAAAGCAAGCGAAGAAUCUCGAGAUCAACGCGCUUAAGAAUCUAGAACGUGACCUCACCGAUGAGAUCAGAACGCUCGUGCACGAAAAGGAGGAGUCUGAUCUCAUCAGAUCCGAGUUGACGACGAAAGUUGCCAUGCUCGAGCCUGAGCUCGCGAAAUGCCGAUUUCGCGUCGACAGCCUCGAGCGCGAGAAGGGAGCCGUCAAUGUAGCAUCCAAUUUCAUGGAAUCCCAAUUGGAAGUCAAGCACGAAAAGGAAGAGUCCGAGCGUACCAAGUCUGAAGUGGCGCAAAAGGUCACCGAUCUCGAAGACCAGGUCACAUUGCUUAAGGACGUCGAAGUUGAGAGUAUCCGGCGAUUUGAAGAUGCAGAACGCCUCAGGAACAAACUGAGGGACACGAAGCUCGAACUGGAGGCAUCCCAUCGCAAAGAAACCGAAUUGGCGCAGAAGGUUUCCGAACUCGUGCCCCAGAUCGCAGACCUCGAGCAUAUCCGCGUUCAGCUCAUUGAGACCCAUGAGCGCGAAAGGAAAGACUCCAGUAACUUUAGCUCUAGUAUGGGGCGAAGGAUUGCCAAUCUCGAACACCAGCUGAGAGUAUCGAAUGGCAACAACGCCAAACUGGCGGCGAGGGUCAGGGAACUUGGAUCGCUAUUGAUCGAUGUCCAAGGAGAGCUUGACACCACAAAGCAGCAGAGGGAAGCCCUUCAAGGAGAUGUGCUCGAGCUCGACACGCUAAGGACGCACAUGAACGACUGUGAGACGAAGUUCCAGAACAUGCAAGCCGAGAAGGCUCAGCUCUCGAACAAGUUGGAUGAUUUAGUGCGUCAGCUGAACAACACGAGGCAGCAAAACGACGCCGAUGUCGCAGCACUACAAGACAGAGAGCGCACACUUGCCAUGAAGCUCACCGCAUUGAUUGCCGAAAAGGAGCAACGCGAGCGUGUCGGCGCCGACCUCGCGGUGCAAAUCACCAAACUCUCCCAACAACUGACCGCACAACAAAAGAAGAACGCAAGCUUGUUAGACGGCCACGCCAAAGAGAAGAAGGCGCUCGAGCGCUCCAUCGACAAGCGGACGACGGAGAUCAACGACCUGAUGGCCUCUAACUGUAAGGAGAUCGCAGAGCUCAAGCAAAGCGGACGAGAUCUGCGUGAGAGCAUCUCGUCCCUCGAGAAGAAGAACGCUAUGCUUGUUGAGAGGCUCAUGACAGGAGGCAGGCAGAGCGCAGCUCGAAUAGGCGAGCUUCUCGACGUGCUGAGGUUGCGGGAGAAGGAGGCGGAAACACUGCGCGACGAGCUGGACCAGAAGAAGAAGGAUGUGGAAAAUAUGUUGACGGAUAUGGAUUGGCUGGCCGAAGAGGGUGGAUACAAGAGCGACAAGAUCAAGUCACUUGAAAAGGAGAACCUGGAGCUACAUGAGAAGAUCAGUAUUCUGAAGGACGAUUGGGUGGAGUCUGAGGAUGAAUUUGCCGAGAGCAAAAAGGUUGAGGAAAAUUGA
Messenger RNA from Cyphellophora attinorum, 2481 nucleotides. RefSeq lists its product as uncharacterized. The transcript is spliced from 2 exons. Bases 1 to 2481 code for a protein of 826 amino acids. NCBI's taxonomy places the organism in Eukaryota, Fungi, Ascomycota, Eurotiomycetes, Chaetothyriales, Cyphellophoraceae. The record is from RefSeq and is a predicted model, not a curated record.